Oppia nitens is the source of this 693-nucleotide messenger RNA. RefSeq lists its product as uncharacterized. The transcript is spliced from 6 exons. NCBI's taxonomy places the organism in Eukaryota, Metazoa, Arthropoda, Arachnida, Sarcoptiformes, Oppiidae. The record is from RefSeq and is a predicted model, not a curated record. Bases 40 to 693 code for a protein of 217 amino acids.
GGUAAAAUUAGGACAAUUAAGCAAUUUUAUGAAGCAGCAAUGAAACUAACUGAUAAACAAGCAAUAAGGGCACUUGGUUCUAAUAUUAGAUAUUUGUGUAAUAAAGCUAAUUGUGGUACAGAUUAUUGUCAGCAAUUAUACAUAAGCUAUAUAAAUGGAAAAUAUAUUGAAAAUGCUGAUGCUAAAAAGUGUCCAGCUAAAAAUGUUCCACCUACUACACAUAAUGCUACUACAAAAUUUGAACCUAUGAGUACAGUCAGGCAAAUGUAUGAUACUGCAAUUUGGAAUAAUAAUAAAAGAUUCUUAAAGGGACUUGGUGCUAAUGUUAAAAAUUUAUGUCAAAAAGCUGAAUGUGGUACAGAUUAUUGUCAACGUUUAUACAAUAAUUAUAUUGACGGAAAUUAUAUUGAUUUUAAGGAAGUUAAAGAUUGUGAUUUUCAAUUUAAAGAGAGCCAUGAUCAGUUACUAAUACUAUGGCAACCGCUUGAAAAAUUAUGUAAAGAAGCAAGGUGCACUAGUUUUUAUUGUGAUGGAUUAAAAGAGCGUUUUAUGAAUGGAAACUAUAUAAUGGCGUCUAUUGAAAAAAUUUGCAACUAUAAUAUUUUUGAGAAUAAAAAUGCCCUACCUAAUUCACCCGAUGGACAAUUAAGGCAACUAUUACAACUUGUUGGUGGUUUACUAAAAUCAAUAUAA